CGCAGCCCCAAGAUGUGGUGCCUCCUCGUGCUGCUCUGCUCCCAAGGAAUCGCCUUUUCAGCAGGAUUCACAACACCCUCCACCCUGAAUUCAGACACAAGCCAGUACAGGAAGACUCGCAACCCCGAAUGCUUUAUGAACGUUAGUGAAAUUAUCAGAUAUCAUGGAUACCCCAGCGAGGAAUAUCAAGUUACCACAGAGGACGGAUACAUUCUUGGUGUUUUCAGAAUUCCUGCUGGGAGGAACAGCCAAAAUACAGGGCAAAAGCCUGUAGUCUUCCUACAGCAUGCUUUUCUAGGAGACGCUACCCACUGGAUUUCCAACCCGCCCAACAACAGCUUGGGCUUCCUGCUCGCAGAUGCUGGCUAUGAUGUCUGGAUGGGAAACAGCCGAGGGAACACUUGGUCUUUAAAACACAAGACCCUUAAUCCCAGCCAGAAAGCAUUCUGGCAGUUCAGCUUUGAUGAAAUGGGUAAAUAUGAUAUUCCAGCAGAGCUGUACUUCAUCAUGAAUAAAACUGGACAGAAGGAUGUAUAUUAUGUUGGUCACUCUGAAGGCACGACAACAGGCUUCAUAGCAUUUUCUACAUACCCUGAGCUGGCUAAACGGGUGAAAAUGUUCUGUGCUCUGGGACCAGUAACCACAUGCUCACAUGCUACAAGCCCUCUGAUUAAGAUAGCCAAUUUUCCUGAACCACUGCUCAGGUUAGUACUGGGCUGCAAAGGAGCCAUGCACCAGCUUGGAUUUCUGAAAGGACCUGUGACACAGUUAUGUACAAGCCUGGAUAAGUUUUGUGGCCAUGUACUCUGUUACAUAGCUGGAGGCAACAUAAAAAAUCUGAACACGAGUCAAACGGAUGUAUACGUAGGACAUUCCCCUGCUGGAACAUCAGUACAGAACAUUAUUCACUGGCAUCAGAUAACACGUGCAGACCAAUUUCAAGCUUAUGACUACGGCUCGAAGGAAAACAUGAAGAAAUACAACCAGUCUACUCCUCCUGUGUACAAGAUAGAGAAGAUAAGCACACCAAUUGCUGUUUGGAGCGGUGGAAAGGACAAAUUUGCAGAUCCAAAAGACAUCGCAAAGCUACUUCCUCGGAUUACUAAUCUCAUUUACCAUGAGCGUUUUCCUGCUUGGGGACAUCUUGAUUUCAUCUGGGGCCUUGAUGCAACUGAGAAAAUGUAUCAGAAAAUCAUUGAACUAAUAACAAAAUACUUUUGAAACCACAUGCAGAGCGUUGAUUCACUCAGUAGAAACCUCCAAAAUUUCUAU
Gymnogyps californianus (California condor) is the source of this 1272-nucleotide messenger RNA. Its product is annotated as lysosomal acid lipase/cholesteryl ester hydrolase-like. Gene Ontology annotation, molecular function: hydrolase activity, acting on ester bonds. Lineage: Eukaryota; Metazoa; Chordata; Aves; Accipitriformes; Cathartidae. Bases 13 to 1221 code for a protein of 402 amino acids. The record is from RefSeq and is a predicted model, not a curated record. The transcript has 9 exons.